Messenger RNA from Lates calcarifer (barramundi perch), 11316 nucleotides. Its product is annotated as histone-lysine N-methyltransferase, H3 lysine-79 specific. The transcript is spliced from 4 exons. The record is from RefSeq and is a predicted model, not a curated record. Lineage: Eukaryota; Metazoa; Chordata; Actinopteri; Centropomidae. The coding region runs from base 9418 to 11304 and encodes 628 amino acids.
CAUUUAACACAUUUUAGUAAGUUCUUCCAAGUUGUACAUCAUAAUUUAUGGUUAUGAUAUUUACACAAUUUAAAUAUCACUUAAUGUAACACGGACCCAACUGAUGUCAUAAAAAAAUAAAUAAAUAAAUAAAAUGGAUGGCUCAGCCCAGUACAAAAGAAUCAAACUUGUACUACAAUGGACACAUGUAAACCAGACAAGGAAUAAAGUUAACACUUCAGUUUCUCAAUUGUGAGCUAGGAUAACACAGGACAGUUUUAAUGAGCACACAUUCUUAAAAAUGAUCACGUUUCUCCCUCCCUCACCCUACUUUUUUGAAUGCUAUGUCACUGUUACUAAGGAUUUUCAGCCUGUGACCAUGACAUUACGACAAUUUUGUUUUUGUUGAUAAAAACCUGUUAUGAAACCAAUAACUAACUUAAUCACGACAUGAAAUGAUUUUAGAAUGACUAUAUUGCUUUCCUCCCCGCUCAGCAUACUGAAAAAAGCAGACACCGCAGGGACUUGAACCCUGUCCAGACAAAGUCCGGAGUGCCACCACCGGAGUCUUUUGCUUUUUGUUGUUGCUGUAAUAAGGGCAAAAGCAAAACCUGGAGGAACAAAAUCAAGAGUUUGUUCCUCCAGGAAAAGAAAACCCCUAAAACGCUUGGCUGCUAUUUUAUCCUGUCACCGCAUGGGGAUUUUCUCUUGGUCACGAGGCUGAAACUAGAAGAAGAAGACAACUGGUUUCCCCAAUCCCCAGCAUUCCCCACGACACUGCAUUGGUGUAUGACUGAUUCCACCAGAUCCUUUUAUCCAUAUUAAAGCCACGAUACCAGCAUCCCUGGUGAUACUCAAAGCCGUUAUUCCCCAUUGCAAUUCAGCAGGACUCGCAGGUCAAACGAUCUGAGAAGGCUUUCUUGCCAAGUUUAUGGCUGUAAUGGAAAGAAGACAGACAAUUUAAGCCUCCCCACCCCCCUCCCACAUAAACCCCACACUGUAAUACCAAGACUCAUCCAAUGUGACAAAUUAUGUCAAUAUGGUCAUUGUUUACCACGAAUGGCGUAGCAGCAUUUACCACAGCUAUUCAUCCUCAGUGAUGCUCAAUUCUUCUGAGAAAAAAAAAAGAUUGUACCCUAGAGGCUGGCUGUACCAAGACAUCCCAUGACUCCCUGCAGGGCUUUAAGUCACCUGGCUCAGUAGAAAGUUAAGCUGAACGAGAAAUCUGAAAGGAAGAGAGAAGAGUGUUGCCCCUCCCCAAAAAACCCCUGACCGAAAUACUACUGCAACGUCUGACAACGACUUCAUGGACAUUAUGUUGGGUAUUACGAAUAAAAUGUUAUGCAGAGCUGAUGUGCAUGCAACAUGUUGAGUUACACAUUUAAGCCAUGGUAUGUUAAAGAAAAAUCAAGGGAACCGAAAUUACUUAACUUAGCACCCAUGAGACUGAAGUGAUGCAGUAUUAGCGAGACAAGCUUGCAGCUCUUGAUCUUAAUGUGACUGGAUUCUCAGUGUUCCAUCACAGGUUAGGCCAUCCCAGAUGACAAAUAAAGACAAUUUUUAGGCAAUUUGACCUGAGAAACCAAAGGGAAAAGAAAAAAGGCACACACACAAACACACAGAGAGCGGGGCUUCUGCGAAGGACGUCAAGGGUUCAGAUUUAAGCUCAAGCGCACAGGGGGGUUGGUACUUCAUUCAGGGGCCACACUCAUAUCGCUGACAGCUUCCACAGAUGGCUUUGCAUUCAGAGGCAGGCGAGAUCGGAGUGGACAGACGAGAAUGAUCUGAAACAAAGAGUGAUCUACACAACACACCCACCACACAAUACUCAAAGAUUCGAGUUCUACUCAUCUUAUGGUUUAAGAUGCAAAGCAAUAGGGCCCCGUGGCCAAAGAGGAAUAUGCUAGUAAAGCAUUGUUGUUACUGAUGAUCUGAGGUUAACAUAAAGCCAGUUCCAAGAUGUCUUUUAUUUUUCCAACUACAACAUUGCAGAAGUUUAUUUUAACAAAUUAAGCCAACAUCUUACUACAUGCUCCAGGUUAGAAGACUUCACUCGUGCUUGAAUCAGUCUUGCACUCUGAUUUCUGUGAAGAGAAGUGUAGGGAUACGCCCAACCAAACCAAAUGCACAAUAUAAAACUACAGCAACACAUUUGCGCUGCAUGUCAAACCGAAUUACAGCUGUACCAUGCACAGCUUUCCUCUGCUACUUCAAUUUUGAAGACUUCGCACAGUUGCACGAUUCCAAGUUAUUUAAUGAGACCAACCUGCCACCUGCACAGUUGCGCAAGGGCUAGUAGCUGAGGGCUAAUUGUUCCGAUCUAUAUUCACCAAAAAACAACCUGACUCCAUUUGUUCAAACUGCGUGUUGGUUGAUUUCAAAGGGCAGGAUGAUUCCUGUGUUGUCCUAGGUAGACUGCAUUCUUCCUUCGGACUGUUCUGUAAGAUCAAAGAGGCAGACAAGAAACACCCCUAUGCCCCCCCUCACAGUAUCAUAGAACUGACUAUUGUUAUCCUUACCCAAAUGCUUUACUGCAGAUAACGUCAGAAUCAAUGAGGGUCCAUCAAAUCUUCCCGUUAUCACAAGAAUCUUGUUAAGAAAGCACAGCAGUGCUAUUUCUACAAUCAAGUAUAGCAAGUUGCUUUCAAUUCAAGAACAAUGAGGGCAGCUGAGCCCAUUCAAGAUAAGUGACCCCUCUAGGGUUGAGAAUUUUCUGUUUUCCAACAUCAAUAUUUGAUGGAUUCAACUUAUCUGCCUUCAAUUUCCACUUUGAAAAGGAUGUCAUUCGAGCCCAGGUCACAUCCGUGCUCUACAAAGCUCCAAGCUUUAGUCAUACCUGAAAAAGCACAAGAAAAGCUCCCCCACACAAGCCCCCAAAAAGAACAAAUGCAUACCAAAACUGUAUUCAAUCACAACAAGCUAUGCAUUUAUUAUGCAAUAAGAAAAUCCUUUACAGAUAGUUCACUCAUUGUAUUGUCAAUACAAAGCAUAGUAACUAAUUGCAAAGGAAUUGCAAUGGAGGCAUCUAGCCAGACAAUGAAUGUUAAGAGAAAGGUGAACACAUUUAGUGACCUUACGUGAUGCUCGAUGCGCAAGGAAACUUGUACAUACAAUGAGUUAGGAGAAUUCCUGAUGGUCUUGGGUAUUGGAAAGCGCACAGGACACAGCACACUGAAAAAUGCAAAGGAAAAAGCCUCUCUGCCCACAAUACCCCUCCCCAAAUACAAUGAAGCAGUACAAACUACAAGACAAUCACUGGCAUAACAGUAAUCAGAAUCAGAAGUACAACUGCCUCAGUAAGGACAACUGGUUGACUAUGAAUACAAAUCAAAGAUGGAAACUAUUUUCCAGAAGAAGCAUUUAAAUACCGCAGGCCUGAACGCGAGGGAUUCCUUCCUUAUGAACUGUAGACGUGGGCUUGAAUGUAGAUUUUUGAAGGGCGGGCCAUAAAACUUAAUCUGCAAGAGUCACAAAUACACAGCCCCCUCCCAACCCCACAAAACAGUGAAGCCUGUACAAAAUUACAAUGACUUCUAGUAAAGAGACUUGUUACCGCACUCCCUGGGAAAACAGAACUUCUUGCUACAUCGGGGGACUAGUUUUGAGGUUGCUAUCCUGCGGAGCAAAGUGUCCACUUGAAUCUUGUUGGGUGCACCUGGAUGUUUCCUAUUCAAGCCAUUUUGCGCUGGGUAACAUGGAGCUGUGAAGUCUAGGAAGAGACUGAUUAAGGCCCCACACCCCACCCUCCCUUUACCCAAAAGAUGUGCAUGAAACCCCAUUUACAACACGUUCCAAAUAGUGAAGAACAGACAAAGAAUCUAAUGGAUUUAGACCAAAUACCUUCCUACAUCUCUUUAAAUCGCAGUGGAUGCACAUGAUUCCGAUCCAUAGCACUAUAGUUAAUAAGAUGGGCUCAACUUGUACCAAGCAGCUAGCGCAGGGGGAUUCUUUCGAUGAUCAGCUUUAGGGGGCCAGGCCUGUGAAAAGAAGAACUUGACACACGUUUUAAAUGCCCCCCCCCCCUCCCUUAACCCAAAAAUCUUUACCAGCUAGGAUCAACUCCUUCCACAUAAUUUUUUCUUUUGACAGCAAAAGUACUGCAUACUAUUACAGCAUAGGCAAUGAUGAGUUAAUGUACAGGAUAGUUACACCCACAUGUACAUUUUCAUGCAAUAACUCACUGCUGGGUUAAGAGGUAGAUGUAGCUGAUCUGUAUCAAUGAAGCACUGCUGCUGAAGCACUGAUGGGUUGCCGUAUACACACAUCAAUCGGCCGCACGGGAGACCAUCCACUCUCACACUCCAAUGCUGAAAACUUCUCUGGGGGAAGACCUAUCGAACAACAAGGGAUUGCCUCUCUCUUCGGCUGAGGGAACUACUUCUGAUCGCAGGGGGUCGAGAAGUCCGAUAAGAUGUUCCUCUCGCCAGCACACUAUCAAGGCAUUCACCACAGCAGACACCACCACACUCAUGUCAGCGCACAACAGGAGGGGUGACCACGGUACAAAACGAUUUACACGGCUUGCCUGAAAAGAGGAAGAGAGAGCUGUGCGAGAAAUUGUGUUCUACAAAAAUUGUUUCUAAAAAAGGUAGUUAAAAAACUAAAUGCCUGUGAAAGUUACAGAGAUACCUCUACCCAAUAUACAAACCAACGCCUUGCUUUAAACUUGUGAAGCUAGAAGACACUUGUGCGCCCUGUCCCACCCUCUCACUGGCUGGCUUGCUCUGGAACUGCGACUGCGACUGCUGCUGCUGCUGCUGCUGCUGCUGCUGCUUCAGCGAUGGCCACUCUGUACUUCUACCCUGCCCCUGCGCCUCUGGCUCCCUCUGGUGUACACUCGCCGACAGCUGCUUCCUGCUCUCUUGGGCCCCCUCUGCUCCUCCCUCCAUGCCCUCUGGUCCUGUACUGCCUGGCACCACUCUGGUCCUCCCACGCCCUCUGGUCCUGUCCUGCCUGGCUCCACUCUGGUCCUCCCCGUGUCCCACGGCCUCGCUCCACGCUGGUCCUGCGAUCUUCCUCUAAUAACUAAGUCCAUUCUUCCUCACAAUAACUAAGUCCGUUCCUCCCCUUCGAUAACUCAGUCCAUUUCCCCCCGGAAAAAAAAAAGUUAAAAAAAUCUUCUGUCUUCUCUAAACAAUAAAAAAAAAUUGAUAACAGAAAACAAGGUCCAUAUAGAAUCAUCUUCGCCUGUGACUCCUUGAGCUACAGCUAGAGCUCUAAUAAUAUCAGCUUUGACUCCUUCCAAGAUGCAUUAAAACUUUUUCUUGGAACUUGGAACUUUAAAAAUUGCUUCUAGGACAAACUUGUAAUAAACAAAAAUCCACUUGAGUAUAGCUAGUUUUUUUUUUUUUUUUUUUUAAAGAUGCUUGCCCAAACAAUGGCAGAGAUUGCAGACUGAGGCCAGGGCCUCAUCUUCAAUUUUUACAGUUUUAGUUUACAAAAAAAAAAAAAAGAAAAAAAAAAGAUUGUCUUGGUUGCUUCUUUGGUUUUAAGAAAAAACUAAUUUCUUUAGUUAAAGAGGAAGCUGUCAUCUUCUAUAUUUAGUCUCAGGUUGGUGCUUCCAUCCUUAAAGUUAACUAAUAUUAGAUAUGACGCAGCUUGUAAAAAACUGAUUUAAGUUAUCACAAUACAUUAUGGUUUACACCUUUCUCACAAUAUUCCUCUCGCUGUUUAUAGCUUAGUAGCUCUCUGAAUGAAUUUUAAAUAGCUGACCAGCCUGCUUGAAUUAUGCAAUUAAUUGUAUCAGUAACAUUUCUUUGUUCUGAAUCAGAUAUGUUGCUUUGACUCUCGCCAGUGCCUCGCUUCUCUGCGUAGUUGAUUUCAAAGUUACGAUCUUAUUACUUGAAACAGUAUACUACUAAAUGGCUACUUUGUUAUUAACAAGCCUUUUUCCUCAUACACUCAGUUACUUAACGAACUUGCGGUAAAUACUUGCGGUUACUCGAUAUUACUUUGUGGCCUUUGCUAGCCUCCUGGAUGUGGAAAAUCCCGAUCACUCCCUUUCCAUCUGUGCCUAGUUGCGUCACGACAGGGAAAACAAGAUCGGCUACGUAAACGCGUCAUUCAAAUCAACCAAUAGCCAACAUUUGCAAGCUUCUACGUCACAGCAUCCAUCUUGAGCCAACGGCCCUUAAGAAAAUAAAGAAAACGGACCUGGAUUCUAUACUUUAAAAUAUACAUAACGUUAACCUGGUGUGCUGACCUGUAGCAUAAAGCGUUAACUGCCAUAGUUACAAGACGGCAAUGAUAGCAUAGCAAGUUCUGACAAUGCUGGCAUUAACGUUAGUUUAUAUUCGGCUAACUUAGCCUAACGUUAGAUCGCCCGCUAAAUCGUGUCGACAGAAAAAGCUAGUAAAGGCUAUUUUCAUUAGCAUUUGUUCGCGAACAUAUAAAAGUUUAAAGACAAACUGUCUUACUGGAAAAAAAACAAAACAAAAGAACAAUGCGUAACUUGAUACUGAAGCUGUAUUUGCCCUCAAAGCAGGGCCUAGCGCUCACUGACUAUCAUCAAAACACAUUAAAUUGAAACACCUCACAAAUAUCAAGCUAGGAAGAGCAAAUCUUCAUAUCUUCGAGCCUAACGAUCGAAUCUCUAAGUAUAAAAACGAAGAAAAACAAGAUCGAUUUAACCUGCCGCGUCUCCUAACGCGCUGAAACAACAUCAGUGUCGUGUGGGUUAGAAUCGGCGUCACUCGCUCUAUUUAUAGUGGUUGGGUGAUUCGGCUACUGCAAGAGGAGAUAUUCGUCCGAGGAGAAAGUAGUUCCACUUUUAUGCAACAAAAACUCUUACAUGUGUUGAUUUGGCGUUUAGAAUCCAGUCCAAACCAUUAGGGUUAACUAAGUAAUCAAAUAUGUGAGGAAACACUGUACUGACGAUUUUCUUAAACACACUACUGCUACACGAAGUUCUCUUCUCAUUUGAAAUGGCUUAAGAAGACACAAGAGAGGGUAGUGUGUGGUUUUCUCGAGAAAGCUACUUGAAUCUCAUAUAUGUAUAUCUGAAACACGGAUUUGUUGAGUAAUAAACAAUAACGACACACAUUUUCACCCUGUAGUACCAAGAUAACGAACAACCAAAACAGCUGACGUCACAGGAACGGCUGCGCGCAUUAAUUUUUACUUUAGUGUAACACGGUCCCACAAACCGGAUCAAACUAGAAUAUGGUUGAAUCGCCGGAUCUACUUCCCCUUUACUGCAAUGAUUUGCUGUUUGUGAUUGAGGAACAAUAGAAAACAGCCAACUCAUCUCCUUUUAACUUGCUACCCAAUGUUCCAUAAUGCGUUUUUCUUUUUUGGUAGAUUGAUAGUUGCUGUAAAAGCUGCCGAUGCCUGCAGUAUUUUUUCAACAACUGUAUCAUGUGGUAUCAUGUAGGCUGAUUUUUACAAGCCUUUAUAACGUUAUUGUAGGCUUUAAUGUUCCGCUAAACAUGGACUUAAGUAGUAGAUCAUUACAGGUGUUAAAGCUGGCUGAAGAAUGUACGUGACAAGACUAGAAAUAUCCAGAAACAUCCAGUGCCAGAAAGUGUGAGUGGAAAAUUACCAGGUCUAAAGGCAAGAAUGGAAGUUUCAUUUGUUCACCAGCAGGGGGUGCAGUGCAAAUACAUGCCAUUUGUCACGUCUCUCCCAGCACAUGAAAUCUGCCCAGCCCCUCUCUUGUGUUUUCAUUUACUGUUUUUCAACAUUGAUUACAGUAACUUGGACAUGUCUGGGCAACCUCCCUUAUAUAACUAUUCUUAUGAUAACUCUAUGCAAUUGAUCAGCAACACCCUGGUGAGGGGAGUUGUCCUCUGGAUGAGUUUCAGCCCCUCCCGGGCGCAAUGAAUUGAUCGCUAUCAUGGUUGUUAGUCAGGAUAUAGUCAGUGCUAUAGAGGCAUUAGGAAAAGUGGCAUCUCCUUUCAUGUGAUAACCAUGUCACAAAGAGGCCUUCACUUCUGUGAGCUGAUCAAGAUCUUGGUGUGAAUUACUUGCUAAUCAAAGUCAUUAUGAUGGGCUUGGUUUCAAUUUGCAUUGUAGACUGUUUUAGAAGCUCUGAAGAAUAAACAAUUGUAAUUAUAAUUAGAUUGUUUAUGGAAAUAGAGAGGACAGUUGUAUCAGUCCUCUCUGAUGGUAUAUCACGAUAAUGAUCACAAUAAAGUAAUUUUCCUGGAAAAUCAAUUGUUUAUUAAUGGAAUAACCUGACAAAGAAGAGUAAUUCUAAACCCAACUGGUCGAGGCAGAUGGCCGCCCACCUUGAGUCCGGUUCUGCUCGAGGUUUCUGCCUCUUAAAAGGAAGUUUUUCCUUGCCACAGUCGCCUAGUGCUUGCUCAUGGUGGGAUCUGUUGGGUUUCUCUCCUGUAAAUUGUAUAAGAUAAAGAGUAUGGUCUAGACCUGCUCUAUAUGUACAGUGCCUCGAGAUAACCUCUGUUGUGAAUUGGCGCUAUAUAAAUAAAAUUUGACUUGACUUGACUUAAUUUGGCCAAUCCUGCCGAUUAAAUACCUGUCAAAUAAAGUACUUAAUCAUAGGUCUAAUAUGACCAAAUUAGUAAGUCUCCCUCACUGAUUUGUAACAUUGCCAACAAUUAUUUAACAAACAUACAGUAUUAAAGGGGGUAGCUACUGUAGUAAGAACAAUAUGAUACAACCUGUCAUAUCAUUCACCCCUAGUAAAUGUAAUUACAUAGGCCUCAGCUGAAUGGUUGCAGGAAACCUCUUAAAAUCAAUGGGGCAACUAUGGGCAGAUCAAUAGCUUUGAAUGAUGCUUGUACAUGAUUUUUGUAUAUUAAUAACAAUACUGGUGAUAACAAAGUUUAAAAAAAAGUCACAUAAGAUUUUAAAACAUAGACAUGAAGUGUGAAGCAGCACAAACAUCACUUUUGAAGGUUAUAUCAGUGGGCUAAAUGAACCCAGUUAUAGAUCCUGUUCCAAAGGGCUUGGUUCGAUUGUACUCUGGAUAAGGACAAAGGUCCCACUCUUUCAGCUGGUUCAUUGAGCAUCCAACUGUUACAUCAGGCGUGAUGCAAAAUCAAGCCACCAUCCAGGAAAACAUACAUUCCUGCUCACUAGCCGUGAUUCCAUUAUUCUGCAGCCAGACGCUGAGGGAGACAAACUUAUUCAUAGAUAGAUGCACAAACAAUCCAACAGACUUUGAGAUUUAUCCUCAGCAGAGACUAUUGUGAGCAAACUUUUUGAGGACUGAACUCCUUUUCAACUGGCUUAGAAACAUUUUGUACCUAUCUUUGUGGUCAGAAUGGCUGUAAACAGCAGUAAAUUAUUGUCUGGUCUGCAGUGAUGAUCUUUGCAGCUGACAGAGUAGUAGUAGCUUUAUAGAGCUCAGGGAAGAAAAUACAGUUCCAGCAGAGGAAACAGCAGAGAACCAACACGGAUCACCAUCACUACUCCUUGUACAGUCAACCCAACCAGGACGGCAUCCACAGCCUACCACCAGGGAAGAGACAGGUGAUGGAGAAGUUCUUUAAGCCCGUUCACAGCCCCACUGCUCCGGACGAGAUCAAGCCGCGGAAGCACCACCAUCAUCAUCACCUUCACCAUCACCAAGAGCCUCAGUCACACAGGUACACAGUGUUUGAUGACGCAGAUAGAAACACAGAUGAAAGCCAUGGGCACCACCGCCACCACCAUCAUGGUCACUACCUCCAUGACAGCCCUCACCACGAUGUCCAUCACCGUCACCAAACACAGCAGUUUCACCACAGCGAAGAAGAUGAGAUACUUUACAACCACAACAACCCCGUAACUCUCUCCAGGGCCUCUUCCUCUUCCCUUUCUUCCUCCUCUUCUUCCUCCUCCUCUUCUUCCUCCUGGUACACAGAGGCAAACGCUCCCUUCUCCCUUUGUCACGCUGAGCGACCGCAGCAUUUCCUGUCCUGCUCCAACAUCUUGGAGGCACGCCGAGGUUUUCGGGAAGACGACAGCAGCGAGCCCAUCGUCUUUGCCACAGUCAAACACGGCAAAAAAGGCAGUGUCUGUAGUGAGACACAUGCAAGCUCCCAACAGAGGGGAAAGCACGGUUUUUCUUGUCUUGACCGAGGCUACAGCAGAAGUGAAGAAGGCCUUCUGCAGGGUAAUGAGAGUGAUCUUGAAGCAGAACAAUCCAGGGUACCGCACAUGAACUAUGGGCCUCUGUAUAAGACAGCUAGUUUGAACCGAAGCCUGGCUUUUAGUGAGGAGGACAUUCUGCUAGGGGUCUCCAGGGGCCCCAAGAGAGCAGUGUCCUCCAGCCAGCUACCCAGCAAAGGGAUCCUCAAGAACAAGGCCCCUCUUACUGACAUUCGCAAGGCUAAGUCAAUGGAGGUGCUGUCGCCAAGGGUUUCUAAAGGACAGGAUUCUAGUGGACAGAAAGGGAAAGUGAUCACUCAGGCUGAGAUAGAGCGAGCCAGGUCAAACUUUAUGCAAGGAAAGUUGCAAUUCUCAGCCUUUCUAGAUGAGAUAACUAAACAAGUUAUAAGUCCAUCAGAUCUCACCAUUUUGGGUGUGAACAAUAAUAAAACCCCUGGAAAGACACCUGCCCCAGUCCCCCAGACAUCUAGUCCAGUCAAACCUCAGCUCCCACCCAAGAAGCACAGAGAGAGCUCAGCAGAGGACAGGGAGCAGCACCCGAAACAACACAGCAGGCAGGAGAAAGCAACUCGAAGCAGCUCUCGGAAACAAUCAGACUGCUCCAAUCCUGACAAACUGAUCUCAUAUUCAGCUAGGAACCACCAUGGUAGCCCCCCGCCUCAUCACUACCCCAGCUCUGCCGGCCACAGUACCCACCACGGAAGCAGCCGUAAAGACAGGAGGCCAUCGCCCACUGGAGGCUCUGUGUCAGGAGACAGAUAUGGCAGGUGUGGCCCUCAUCUUACCGACGGCACCAGCACCAGCCCAGAACCCAGUCAGCCCAAACAACGCCACCACCGCAAACAGCAGCCCGCUGCCUCCCACAGUGCACAUGCCCAGCACCUCCCUCAGCACCCGCCUCAGCAGGUGCCCCCAGGCUCUGGGCACCGAGGACCCACCGGCUCCCCUCCAUCUUCAGCCCAGGGUGCAGGAGCAGGCCUUGGAUCUGAGUCUUCGUCCACAAAGUCAGAUUCUUCCAGGGCCAGAGACACAGCCUCCACAACUACCAGUCACAGCUCAGAGCAGAGUGGUCGACAUCAUUCGCAGCCUGCGGGGCAUUUUAAACAACGCAGGGACCCACUGUGUGAUAACGAACAUCUCCAGGCACUGCAGGAGGAAAAUGCAGAUCUUCAGCAGAACUUACUGCAGACAGUGGUCUGCAUCGAGAGCCUGGAGGCGGAGUUGCAGAGGACCAGAGACGAGCUCAGUCACGUCAAAGGAGAAAUAUAAAAGGUCUGGAAU